GAACCCUUCUUCUCCGGUGACAACACUAAACCCCAGGCGGUGACGUUUCGACUCGCUUUUGAUUUUCCAUGGAUUCUCAGUUUAUUUCUUCCGGAGAUCACAGGAUAAGGCACAGAUGCGUUGCUUGCUACAAGAUGUUCAAUAGACGCGAACACCUCGUCGAGCACAUGAAGGUUUCGUACCAUUCAGUUCAUCAGCCUCGAUGUGGGGUUUGCCUGAAGCACUGUAAAUCCUUCGAAUCUGUUCGGGAACACCUUAACGUUCCGGACCAUCUUUUCAAGGGAAACUGCAAAACCAUUUUCUCUGAACGAGGCUGUAGUCUUUGUCUUCAAGUCUUUGAGGAGGCCGCUGCUCUUGCUGAGCAUAUAAACAAGUGUCACCUCUCUCCACCUCCUCCUCCUCCUCCUCCUCCUGCAACAUCUACCCAACGGAAUCAGGUUAAUCCUUCUAGGUCACAUGGUGCUUCACGUCUCAAGGCAGUGUCAAUUGACUGUGAAAUGGUAGGUAUUGGUAUUGACGGGUCUACUGAUCAGUGCGCAUUUGUUUGCCUGGUGGACGAAGACGAGAAUGUGAUCCUCUCCACUCACGUCAAACCACUAAACCCUGUCACCGAUUACAGGCACGAGGUAACUGGAUUGACCCCGGCAGAUUUGAAGGACGGUAUGUCUCUUCAGGAUGUGCGAGAAAAAGUUUUGGCCAUCUUGUGCGGCGGACAUAAUGAUGGCGCUGGGAAGCUUCUUCUUGUUGGUCAUGACCUUAGGCAUGAUAUGACUUGCUUGAAUCUCCAAUACCCUAGCCAUUUGUUGAGAGACACAGCCAAAUAUGUGCCCUUGAUGAAGACAAAUCUUGUAAGCCAAUCGCUCAGGUACCUCACAAAGUCAUAUCUCGGAUACAAGAUCCAAUGCGGGAAGCACGAGCCUUAUGAGGACUGUGUAUCUGCCAUGAGACUGUACAAGAGAAUGCGGGAUCAAGAGCAUGGGUUAAGUGAAGAAGGGAAUGGUCUGAACUCGUGGAAACAGAGCGAUCUAGAGAAGAUGAAGCCGGAAGAGCUGUACAAAAACUCCAAGUCAGAGUACCGGUGCUGGUGCCUUGACAGACUCAGCAAUCCAUGAAAUGAAAAAGAAAGCUCCUCCUCCUCCUCCCUUAAGUCUCUUUUUGUUUGAUGGGUGGAUGAAGAUGACUUUGUUAAGGGCUUUCCGGUUUGUUUUUGGAAUGAUUUGAUUCAAAGCUUCUUGUUCAGAAAAUAACUCUCCUCCUCCUUCAGAAGAAACUCAUAUAAAAAUUGCUAGUAUAUUAUUA
Molecule: messenger RNA, 1299 nt
Organism: Camelina sativa (false flax)
Lineage: Eukaryota; Viridiplantae; Streptophyta; Magnoliopsida; Brassicales; Brassicaceae
Product: RNA exonuclease 4
Biological process (GO): rRNA processing
Cellular component (GO): nucleus
Molecular function (GO): nucleic acid binding; 3'-5' exonuclease activity
Source: RefSeq, a predicted model, not a curated record